AUGGCAGUGAUAAAAGAAGCGAGAGAGUCCCACAUCAACCAGUUCUGCAGCACAUGGGGAAACUUCCAUUACAAGAUCUUUGAUGGAGCUUUCUUCCACCUUCCCUCCACCUGUAACUACAUCCUUACAUCCCAGUGUAAGGGCAGCUAUGAGAGUUUCAAUAUUCAACUCCAGCGACAGGAGGUGGACGGGGUAAUCAGCAUCAAGAGAAUUCUUAUGAAACUGGAUGGGAUCAUGGUGGAGUUAACCAACGCUUCAGUAAAAGUCAUGGAUAAACUUGUCUCCUUACCAUUCAGUCAGGGCGGCAUUUCAGUUUUGGAAACGAUGUCCUACAUUAAAGUUAAGGCUAACUUGGGUCUGGUUUUCAUGUGGAAUCAGGCGGACUCACUCUGGGUGGAGCUAGAUGCCAAAUUCAACAAUCAAACUUGUGGCCUGUGUGGUGACUUUAAUACAAUCCAGCUUAAUGAUGAGUUCAUCCAGUCAGGGACUUCCUUAAGUUUUGAUGAAUAUGCAGUGAAAUGGAAAGUUGAUAGUCCAACUGAAAUGUGUAAAGAACUCUCUUCUGAGGCUGCAAAUGAAUGCUCAAAUGAGACAGACCUCUGCAAGGAACUGCUGAAUGGACCUGCGUUCCGCAGCUGUCGCAACCUGGUUGACACUGAGUCCUUCAUAAAAGCCUGUGUGAAAGACAUGUGCAACUGCAACAGCAACGACAGCACAUGCUUGUGUUCGACUGUGUCUGAGUACUCCCGACAGUGCGCCCAUGCAGGUGGCCAUCCACAGCAGUGGAAGACACAUCAUCUCUGUGAAAAAUCAUGCCCUUUCAACAUGGAGUACAAGGAGUGUGGUAGGCCCUGCACUGAUACCUGCAGAUACCGGCAGAAAAGUCAGCUGUGUGAUGAGCACUGCAUUGAUGGAUGCUUCUGUCCACCUGGAACUAUAUUUGAUGAUAUCUCAGAAAGUGGAUGUGUUCCUGUUGAGAAGUGCCCUUGUUCCCAUGACGACCAGACAUACGAACCGGAGGAAUCAGUCAUGAUGGCGUGUAAAAAUUGCACUUGUUCAAAGGGUGAGUGGAGCUGUACAGAAGUAGACUGUCCUGCUAUGUGCUCCAUCCGAGGAGGAUCUCACUUCUCCACCUACGAUGAUAAGACAUAUACCUUCCAUGGAAAAUGUUCCUAUGUUUUGUCCAAGGAUGAAAACAGUGCUUUUACUGUGCUUGGUGAUUUUGACAAAUGUGAAAAAUCCGAUAAAUCCACUUGUCUGUCUGCCGUCACUCUGCUGUAUCAAAAUCACACGAUGAUUGAAGUUAAAGCCAACAAAGAAGUCCUAUAUAACCAACAAGUCUUUGAACUUCCUUUGUUUCUGCAUGACAUUGCAAUCUUCCGCCCAUCUACAUUCUUUAUUGUAAUCCACACUAGCUUUGGGCUUGAUCUUGAGAUUCAGCUCGUACCGACUAUGCAGAUCUACAUCAGAGCCGGUGUCUCCUUAAAGGGAAAAAUAUUAGGUCUUUGUGGAGAUUUCAAUGAUGACUCAAUGGAUGACUUUAAAACUACAAGUGGACUACCUGAAAGAACAGCGGUGGCAUUUGCCAACACAUGGAGGGCCAAAGCAACCUGCCCAGAUGUAAAAACUGAUCUCACAGACCCCUGCACUUUAAGCAUUGACAAAGAAAAAUACGCAAAAAGCUGGUGCUCCCUUCUGUCAGACACAAAUGGGAUUUUUGCACCUUGCCAUUCUAAAGUAGACCCAGAAGAGUAUAAAACUUCUUGCAUUUUCGACACUUGUGCAUGUGAAAACAGUGAGGAGUGCGUGUGUGCUGCCUUGUCCUCAUAUGUCCAUGCAUGUGCAGCUGAAGAUGUAUUCCUGAAAGGAUGGAGAAAAGAUAUCUGCAACAAAUACACCACAGACUGCCCUGCUACGUUUGUGUACAAAUACUACAUGACAAGCUGUGGUCGAACUUGCCGCUCUCUGAGUCAAUCAGACUUGACAUGUGAGGUUAUGGUUACCCCCGUUGAUGGCUGUGGCUGUGCUAAAGGAACUUUUCUAAACGAGAAAGGACUGUGUGUAUCGGCUUCAGAGUGCUCCUGUCAUGCAGGAAACACAUUGAUACAGCCUGGGGAGACGGCCACUGUCCAAGGACAAACUUGCUCCUGUCAUGCCGGAAAAUUACGUUGUGAAGGGAAACAAAUAACACAGCCCUGCACCAGUCCAAUGUUUUUCUUCACUUGCUCCGAUGCAAAGACCGGUGAAAAGGGGUCGGAGUGCCAGAACAGCUGCCAGACCCUGAACUCCGAAUGCGUUAGUUCACAGUGUGUCUCAGGAUGUGUGUGCCCUAAUGGCCUGCUGUUAAAUGGGACUGAAGGCUGUGUGGCAGAGGAAGAUUGUCCCUGUCCCCAUGAAGGAAAGUACUAUAAUCCAGGAGAAACUAUCACUAUGGACUGCAAUAAAUGCACAUGCAAAAACAGGAUGUGGCAAUGCACAGAUAAUGACUGUGGUGGAACUUGUACGAUAUAUGGAGAGGGGCAUUAUAUCACUUUUGAUAAGAAGAAAUUUGCAUUUAAGGGGGAUUGUGGCUACAUCUUCUCUCAGGACUACUGUGGAGACGAUGUGAAUGGUACCUUCAGGGUCCGGACUGAAAACAUCCCAUGUAUUGGAAGCGAAAGCAUUUGCUCCACCAGUAUCAAGCUCUACUUGGGGAGCAAUGAAAUUGUUCUGUCAGACGAAAGUGUCACAGUCAGUCAAAGCAAAGGGAUGGACAUACCCUUUAAAGUCCACACUAUGGGUAUAUAUGUCGUCAUUGAGGCAAACAAUGGCCUUGUUCUCAUCUGGAAUAAAAAAACAACACUCAUGAUCAAACUCAGCUCUGCAUUCAAGGGCAAAGUGUGUGGCCUGUGUGGAAAUUAUGAUGGGGCUAUCAAGAAUGAUUUUACUACUAGAAGCAACGAAAUUGUAGUUAAUCCAACAGUAUUUGGAAACAGCUGGAAGCUGUCUUCUUCCUGCCCAGAAGUAAACGCAACACAGAACCCCUGUGCUCUAUACUCUAAUAGACGUGCAUGGGCAGAAAAACACUGCAGCAUUAUCAAAAGUAAGGUGUUUUCGGCCUGCCACAACAAGGUGGAGCCAAGCCAGUACUAUGAUGCUUGUGUGACAGAUACAUGUGGCUGCAAUUCGGGAGGAGAUUGUGAGUGUUUCUGCUCAGCUGUGGGAGCAUAUGCAGCCACAUGCAAUGAGGCUGGAGCCUGUGUGAAUUGGAGAACUCCCACCAUCUGCCCUCUGUUCUGUGACUAUUACAACCCUGAUGGAGAGUGUGAGUGGCACUAUGCUCCAUGUGGAAAAUCAUGCAUGAAGACAUGCAGGAAUCCUUCAGGAAAAUGCUACAAUAAACUUCCACCACUGGAAGGCUGCUAUCCCACAUGCCCAUUUGAGCAACCAUACCUAGAUGAAGUUACCAUGAAGUGUGUGUCCGAAAAAGAGUGUGGCUGCUAUGAUGAUGAGGGGAAGCAUUAUAGAGAGGGAGAGUCAAUACCUACAGGAAAAAAUUGUCACAAGUGUUAUUGCUCUUCAACAGUGAAAAAGUGUACAUAUGAUGUGAACGGUGAGUAA
Molecule: messenger RNA, 3600 nt
Organism: Girardinichthys multiradiatus
Lineage: Eukaryota; Metazoa; Chordata; Actinopteri; Cyprinodontiformes; Goodeidae
Product: mucin-5AC-like
Exons: 27
Coding region: 1-3600 (1199 amino acids)
Cellular component (GO): extracellular matrix
Molecular function (GO): protein binding
Source: RefSeq, a predicted model, not a curated record